UUGAGUUCCCAGAAACAAUAUUACUUUCCGGCUUCGACUCAUGUUAGAAAUCUAAUUUCUCUAAGGAAUGGUGUGAAAUAGGAGAAAUGCCAAGCUGCGUAAAUAUGGAAAAACCAGAUUGAUUGAAAUCACAUGUUAUAUAUAGGAUAAAACUGUCCGAUAUAAAAAUGACUCAAGCAUCGGGACACAGAAUAUAAGAAGAUCAGGGUUCAAGGUUAUUAAAAAUUCUCCUAACCCUGGUAUUUGAUUGGUCAGAAACCAGCACAGAAUGCAUAUAUUGGCCAAUGAAUAUCCUGAGAUUUGAGAUGGAACUUGGAAAAUAGUUUUAUAACCUUGAGGUCAGGAGCAGGAAAUAGUCUUGCAAAUGAUGAGCAAUUACACUGAUGUCUUAAGAACUAAAGUCUGUCUAGUGGAAUUCCAUUCAUUGGAAAACUUUUAAUUUAACAGGCUAAAAGAAAACUCAAAAUGAGGUUUUAUUUGGUCCUGUUUGUUGUAAAAGUUUGUCAUGUUGCCAUAGCAACAGGAGAGGAUGUACACAAGCCCCUGACAGUACGCAAUGCAACAUAUUCCCCAGCUACAGUAAACCCUGUUACAUCUGGUCAUGUGACUUCAAGUCCACAUGUUAAAGAUACCAAUCACAGUAACCACGGUAACAACCACAGUGAGGCAGGAUGUAAAGAUUCCCAUAGUGACGGUCUCCAUGGAAAGGAAGGUCAUGGUCAUAAAAGCAAGAGAAUACAUGUGGUAGAAUUUAAUUUUGACCAUGUCAAAACACCCCUACUUUUUGGGCUUGUGGUAAUUAUUGCAGGACUGAGCAAAAUAGGAUUCCACCAUGCCAAUUUCAUGUCGUCAAAAGUUCCAGAAUCAUGUAUUUUGAUCUUUCUCGGUGUAAUAUUUGGUGCAAUAUUUCUGCUUUCUGGGACAGGAGAUGACUUAGAACAGUUCUUUCAGCCAGAUCAGUUUUUCCUGUAUCUUUUACCCCCAAUUAUACUUGAGGCAGCAUUUAGUUUACAUGACAGGACAUUUACAGACAAUCUUGGCAGCAUAAUUAUGUUCUCUGUUGUGGGCACAGUGAUUGCAUGCUUUGCUAUAGGUUUGAGCCUUGUUGGGUUGGCUAAAGUAGGUGCUAUGGAAGACCCACAGGCCACACCUGUACAGAUACUUGUGUUCAGUGCCCUUAUAGUAGCCGUGGAUCCUGUGGCUGUAUUGGCAAUAUUCCAGGAAGUGGGCGUGAACAAUAUGCUGUAUUUUCUGGUGUUUGGAGAGUCUCUAUUAAAUGAUGGUGUAACUGUUGUUUUAUAUAAUGUCAUGCAGAUUUACAGUAGAAUGGAUACAAUAGAAGCUGAUCAGAUAGUGCUUGGUAUAGUAAAGUUUCUAGUGGUAGUGUUUGGGGGUAUAUUUAUCGGAGUUGCAACGGGACUUUUAUCAUCAUUCCUCACCAGGUUUACGAACAAUGUGAAGGUUGUGGAACCGAUUAUCAUAUUCGGCUUCGCUUAUCAGUCGUACAUUAUAGCAGAAAUGUUUCAUUUCUCAGGGAUUAUUAGCAUAAUAGGAUGUGGUUUGACACAAAUGCAAUAUGCCUUCAACAAUAUCACCAAUAAAUCCAAAUUAGCUUGCAAGUUUUUUGCCAAAGUCAUAAGCAAUACCUGUGAGAUCAUCAUUUUCCUGUUUCUCGGACUGAGAACAGUACAUCCCCAUCAUGUCUGGAAUACAGGUUUUGUCCUAUGGACAACAUUACUUUGUGUACUGUACAGAUUUAUUAUUACCUUUGUGAUGUCAUUUUUGAUCAAUAGAUGUGAUAGAUACAGAAUACGUAAAAUAAAACUUGACGAAAUGUUUAUGAUAAGUUACGGAGGGUUACGAGGGGCAGUUUGUUUCUCGCUGGUUGCAUUGCUAGAUGAGGGCGAGUUCCCGAUGAAAAAUAUGUUUAUGACAACGAGCUUGUUCGUUAUCUUUUUCACAGUGUUUAUACAAGGUGGGACCAUCAAAUGGUUGGUAAAGAAGAUGAGAGUGUCACUACAAGAUUCAUCAAAAGAUAUGAUCCUUUAUCAAGAACUUAAUCAGCAUGUAUCCGAUCAUCUGAUGGCAGGCAUAGAGGAGAUUGUAGGCAUGUCAGGAAAAUAUCUUUUGAGGGAAAAGUUUGACCGUUUAGAUGAUCGUUUUAUCAGACCAUUUUUACUCAGGGACCCAACAAAGUGUGAUGGGAUUGAGAUUAGUAACUAUUAUGAGAAACUUGUGAUGAAGGAACAUUACAAAAAUCUGCGACUAUGUGGUGUGUCAAAUCUACCAAGGGUAGAAUCAGAUUUACGGCAGAUAGACAGCUCUGUGUGUUUGAAGGGAAUGGAUGACGAAUAUGAACAACGAGCACUGGAGAGAGAUGAAGAGAUAGAGAUGAGGAGGCAUCGUUUAGUGUCACAAAAAUCAAUGAAGGAGGCCGAGGGACCGGAGGGCAUCGAUUUGAAGAAACUGUUUAGAAGUGCCAUGGUGUCUUCAAGACAGAGAACUGGCUUGCAUUAUCACGACAAGAACUUUGUGACUGACGAGCGACGUAACAUGGUUAGUCAUCUCCGACACAAGUACAAGAAAAAUCAACGACUAAGCAAUUUCACACCGAAAGUACAACGAGCCUUGUCAUGGGACGAGGACAAAACAGACUUGGCGACAAGACGUUCGUCGGACUUGAAACUUAACCUGCGCGCAGGACGAGCAAAGACUGUCGAUUAUUCGCCGCUUCAAUCAGUCAGUUCAGAUAAGGUGUCAUCACCGCCUGUAUUUGGCUUAGAAGAUACUGUUUUCGAAGUGGAAGAUGAACAACAAGAGGGAAAACCGUUACUUACAAACAAUAACAAAACUGCAGCAAACGUAGUUAAAAAUCAUGAAAAUGAGCAUAAACAUGUGACAUUCCAAAAGCAGGAUGAGAUGGGUAACUCUGUAGUGCCACAAAAUAUCAAGGCAGUAAACCAUAAUGAAAACAUUGAGGGGGCCGUGAAUAGACCAGGGCCGUCGCGGUCCCAAUCAUCGCAACAUUCGGCUCAUCUCUUAAGACAAGACGCUAUGAAAGAUCCCGAUUCAAAUGUUGAAAUUCAAAUGCAAGAUUUAGGAAAAGAUAGUAAGGAGAUGCCCAAUAGGCAGAUGUCGGUGUAACUUUUAAAAUAUUUCUUAUAUUCUUACAGUAAGCUAUAUUCAUAUAUUUUUAUGGUAGAUGAUAUAACAUUUAUAUCAUUCACUAACUAUCACUUUUGAAUAUUGGUGAUUUAUAAAUGGAUAUUACACAGCUUAAGUUUCUAAUAUUUAUCAGUCAAAGAAUUUAUGACGAGAAAACAAGCCAUUAGGGCUUAUAAAUAGCAAUAUCUAUGUGUCCGAUUUGUUUGUCAAAAUUUGUUAUUGAUUAUUGUUGCCCUUAACAGGUGAGCGUUCAACAUCGCAUGUGGUGCUCUUGUUUCAAACCAAUAUUUGGGUUAUACAAAAUGUUGAAAAGUCUUGAUACAUUAAUGCUGUCCAAGAAAUGGGAAAGGGGCGAAAGUGCACAGCCUUGACUAUUCACAGAUAAACAUUACUGUAGACCAUAUAUUGUCAUAUUAUACUAUAUUAUUUAAUCACAUACCCAUAUCGAUUUUGCAACUCCUUAAAAAUGUUAUUGCACAGCCAUGCAUAUAUUUUGAUGUGACGUCAUUUAUGUUAUACAAACAUAGUGUAAAGACAAGCUACACUUUAGGCGCAUCAUUGAAAAAUGAUUGUUUUGCACUUUACUUUAAACAGUCUUUAUUUUAGGUAUGUGAUAAACAGAAUACUGUAUUUGUGUAGGUUCAUUACUGAAUUUAUUGAACUCGUUGAAUAAAAUUAUAUCAUGCUCGCCAGAGGCUCGUAUAAUAUGAUUUUAUUCAACUUGUUCAAUAAAUUCAGUAUUAAACUUACACUCAUUCAAUAUCCUCUAUUUAGUCAAGGUUAAGUGUAUUAAGCACUUCGAGGACUUACCAGAGAAAAGUGCAGACAUAUUCUACUAGUAUUUAGAGCGGUGUCAGCACAUAGAAUUUGUGUACUAUGUACACUUCAUUAUUAACUUCUGUUUUAGUUUUGAUAUUGAAAUCCCUCUAACUGAAAAUGGACUGUUCCAAAUUCAAAUUAAGACUACACCAGGGUAUUAGGGUUAUUUCAACUCUAGUCCAAAAUAAAUGACCUAUGUGCUGUUAAAGUUCAUGUUAAUGUUUUGCCUAGAAAUAAGUAUACACAACAAAGCAAAGUCUUAUUUAUUAGGACUGUUCCAAUUCCAUCAUUACUUUAAGUUGCAUUUGUAUUUUGUUUUCACAUUUACUAUCAAAGUAAGUUGUUGGAAGUGAUAUGUAUAAGUAACAUGUAGUUGUUAUUUGUGUAAAUAAUGUUAAUGUUAUAUAUGUAUUAUUUUUUUAAUAGCUGUCUUUUGUUGUUUUAAAUUGUUUUUAGUUUAGCAAUAUAUUUUUGAGAAAAUUAUGUUUUUAUUUUACAUAAUUCUUUUCACUUCGUGCCAGUGUAUCUGUUAGUAUCACAUUUUGGUUAACAUCUUUUUGUAUCAUCUCACUCUUUCAUGGAUGCCAUCGUGCCAUUAAAGGCCCAUUUUGCCUCAGAAUUAAAGAUAAGUCCAUGGUCAUACAUUCAGCUCUUUAUGUUUUCAUUUGUUUUAAAGUUUUUAUUUUGCAAGAAUUCUACUCCCUAUAUACAUGUAUAAAUGUCCCACUUUAUAUUGACAGUUCAUCUUUAAAGCUGCAUUCAGCUUUUAUUUUCAGUUGGGAAAACAAUUCUGCAUUGUUUCAAAGUAUUAAAGUAUUCCAGUAAUUUUCUCUUGGAAAAGUGCAUCAUAUUCAAAUUAAACCCUUUUCAAAACAGCGUCCCAAAAGCUUAUUAUAAAGCAUCAGUGACGCUCAUUUCUUGAAUUAGAAGAUCUGGAAUGAAAUCGUCUGCUUUAAUAAUUUAAAUAUAGAGAGGGUACCAUUAGAUUACAGGUAUGAAGGGGUUUCUUGAUUGUUAAUGUUUUAAAUCGUGAGCAGAUUUUCUUUUACAUCCUCCUUUUUAUACGCCCGUUUGAAAAACGGGACGUAUUAUGUGAACGCCCCUGGCGGUCGGGCGGGCGGCGUCCAAUUUUGUCCGGAGCAUAUCUCCUACAUGUAUGGAGGGAUUUUAAUGAAACUUCAUAGAAAUGUUCACCACUAUGAGGAGCAGUGUCACGCACAUGAACCAGGUCUCUAGGUCAAAGGUCAAGGUCACACAUAGAGCUCAUUGAAAAACGCUUGUCCGGAGCAAAACUUCCACAUGCAUAGAGGGAUUUCAAUAUAACUUGGCACAAAUGUUCACCAUUGUGAGGCGGAGUGUAGCGCACGAAAUUCAGGUCCCUGCAGCCAAGGUCAAGGUCACACAUAGAGGUCAAAGUUUAGAUAAAAAUAUGAAGAUGUGUAUAGGGACGAUUUAAUCAUCAUUUAUUGAGGGAUUGUAACACAAAUGGUCAUUAUCAUGACUACGGCUGUGACACAUGUACUUUAGGUCAAUAUAUGCAAGGUCAAGGUCACUAAAGAUGGUGAAAUAUCCAGAUUUUGUCUGGAGCAUAUCUCCUACAUGUAUGGAAGAAUUUUUUGUAAUACUUUAUGGAAAUGUUCACCACCAUGAUAUGUAUUGCUCCAUGCAUGAUCCAGGUCUCCAGGUCAAAGGUCAAGGUCACACUUAGAGCUCAUUGAAAAACGCUUGUCCGGAGCAAAAAUUCUACAUUCAUAAGGGGAUUUCAAUAUAACUUGGCACAAAUGUUCACCAUUGUGAGGCUGAGUGUUGCACGCAAAAUUCAGAUCCCUGCGACCAAAGUCAAGGUUACACAUAGAGGUCAAAGUUCAGAUAAAAAUUUGAAGAUGUGUAUACGGACCAUUUAGUCAACAUUUAAUGAUGGAUUGUAGCACAAAUGGUCAUUAUCAUGACUACAGGUGUGACACAUUUAAUUUAGGUUAAUAUUUGCAAGGUCAAGGUCACUGGAGAUGAUUAAAUAUCCAGAUGUUGUCCGGAGCAUAUUUUCUACAUGUAUGGAGGAAUUUUAAUGUUACUUUAUAGAAUUGUUCACCACCAUGAGAUGUAGUGCCCUGCACAUGAACCAAGUCUCUAAGUCAAAGGUGAAGGUCACAGUUAGAGCUCAUAGAAAAACGCUUGUCUGGAGCAAAACUUCUACAUGCAUAAAGGGAUUUCAAUAUAAUUUGGCACAAAUGUUCAUCAUUGUGAGGCUGAGUGCCGUGCAUAAAAUUCAGGUCCCUGCGACCAAGGUCAAGGUCACACAUCCUGUGCAUAUCUUCCCUACUGAUUUGUUUUAAGGUUCAUUUAACAACACAGUGCCAAGAAUAAAAACUUGCUUGCUUGCAUUAUCCAUAAUGCCCCCAUCUCCAUCUAAAGCUUUCAUAAACGGGCGUAUUUUUUUAUUUGACAAUUGUAUGAAAUUUAUCUAAAAUUAUAUUUAAUCAUUAGAAAAGCUGAAGGUCACUUUAAGACUUUACAACCAUAUUCCUUGUAACGUUUUUUUUGUCAACUUAAAAUACUUGGUAUGCAAAAUAAAUAUUUGUUUUAUUAUUUAUAUAUACAUUGUAUUCAUUGAGUAAUAAUGUUAUCAUAUUAUAUCUAUUUCUUAUAAAUUCCCUGUGAAUUUUUUUAAAUUUCUACUUAAUAUUUGUUUUUAGGAAAAAAAUGGUGUUUUUUUCUACUUUUUUUGACAUAGCUAGGGUGGAAACAGUUAUUGUACUGAACAAUUUUAAAUGUCAGCAUUAGUAAUAACUUAAAUUACUUAAAAGAUAGAUUAGAGUGGUACGGUAAGCUCCAUAGGUUCACGGUUGGACUGUGAAUUGGGUGACCUGGGUUCGAUACCUGGCGGUUUUUGUUGUGAUUGAUCAUGAAUAAUCAGAAUAUUUGCACACAAUUAAGUUAUUGGUCCAUGGCCUUUUAAAAUGGUACAAAAAUCUUGAAAAAAAUUUUCAAGGGUAAUUUCAAGAAACCUCAAUGAAUGCCGUUACAGAAUGCCGUUGGUUCCUAUCUCAGCUGCCCGUUUGUGCCUGAAAUAAUGUAGAGAGGCACCUGAGGUAAACCUGGCGAGUUGCCAUAUUAUGACCUACAGGUAUACUGUGUUGGUGUGAUGUUAAUCCCAGCUGAAAAAAGGGUCCCUCUUAAACUGUUUUACGUUUUAAGUUUAAAGAAUUUGAUGUAAAAUAUGCAUACCUGUUGCCUUACAGUUUACUUUGUAAAUAUUUUGUUGCAUGUAUAGAUUAUGAAAAUAAGCAAUAUACGCUGUUCACAAAUCAAUGUUUUAAGGACAUUCAUUUGCAAAUUUAAUUUGUUUUCACUGAAAAGAUCUCACUUAAUUUAACUUGGUGUAAAGUAAGAAAUCCAUUUUUUCGAUAUUUUAUUUGUUUUAAAAUGUCAAUGUUAUAUCAAUAGUGGUAUAUAGUUUUGAGAAAAAGUCAUCUUUUUAAUUGAUUUUUUUUCCAAUGACUAAAAUGUUACUUGUUUUGUGUUUAUAGUGUUACCUGAUUUCAUUAUGAUAAUGUACAUUUAUACCUCUGUUGCCUAAACAUUCCUAUAUAUUUUUUUUCUACAUUAUUAUAAUAUUGUUUUUCUUGUUAGCUGAAUGAGAUUCUUUGAUUUAAUGAUUUAAGGACUUUUCAGCUCCUGGACGUUUCGGCCCCUGGACGUUUGGGCCUCACUUGACAAAUCAAGCUGUAAUAACAUAGGUUACAAUGUCAAACAGGUUACAAUGUCAAACAGGUAUACUGAUUAAUCCCUGCAGUAGACAAUACAAUAUAAGAAAAAAGUAGCCGAAAAGACCAGUGCCAAAAUGUCUAAGGGGUGAAAAGACCAAGGCCGAAACAUCCAGGAGGUGAAACGUUGAGGUACAGACUUAAUGAUAUAAUCAUUAUGGUUACUUAUAUUUUUGGGGUAGUUUAAAGCAAUUUAUGAAUAUAAUUGCAUGUGCAAAGGCAUUAAUUGUAUUUACUUAUUUUUAAAUUACAAGCUACAGCAAUAUAUUUGACAAAACUAUCACAUUAAGCUAUUAUACUGCAUCAUAUAUAUUG
This is a messenger RNA of Ruditapes philippinarum (Manila clam), 8063 nucleotides long. RefSeq names its product sodium/hydrogen exchanger 4-like. Gene Ontology annotation, biological process: proton transmembrane transport; regulation of pH; sodium ion transport. Gene Ontology annotation, cellular component: membrane. Gene Ontology annotation, molecular function: sodium:proton antiporter activity. NCBI's taxonomy places the organism in Eukaryota, Metazoa, Mollusca, Bivalvia, Venerida, Veneridae. Bases 466 to 3144 code for a protein of 892 amino acids. The record is from RefSeq and is a predicted model, not a curated record. The transcript has 23 exons.